AUGCCGGAAUGCCAGACUAAUGAGAUUGGAACGCUGAUUGGCAACAUUCAGGAGAUCGUACAACGGCUACAUCCAGGAUGUGAUGACGAGCUCGAAUCGCUGCUCACAUGGCUGAACCCGAAUGAACCAAACAGUAAUCAUCACAUGAGGCCGCCGCCUUUGCGAUUGAAGGACACGAUCAAGCUGCUUGUCAACCAAUACUAUAAUGGACAAUACAAUCCGAAAAGUGAAUGCGAGAUAAGCAAAGGAUUGGACUUUGAUCUCACCAAUCUGCUACGUCAGUUUUAUGUACAUCAAGUGCGCUACCAUUUCUUCACCUCUUUCGACUCUAUCCAGAGCUUCAAAGAUAUUCAAAGGCUGGAGAGAUACUACGAUUUCCCUUUGAAAUACAUAUACCUGUUCCAAUCAAACCCAGAUGAAUGGAUCAUGGAGAGAGAUAGCCUGCGACAUUAUCUGCUUAAUCGAAACGUCAAGUUCAAAGAAAACUUAAAGCAGAGAUUAGCAGUUCUAAUCAUGGAGGAUGAUUAUGAAGUUAUUGGCGAGGUUCUAGAUUGGGUCAACAAAGCCUGCUGUAAUGUGUCAUCCACAGAGCUUCUUAUGGACCUUAUCUUUCUUAAAAUCACAAAAUACUGCGAGUCUCAUCUGAACGGCGCUUUUGGUGAGAGAUUUCUUGUGAUGAAAACGUAUAACAAGUUCAUCACCAAAUAUUGGGUCCAUUUCACUCGGCUGCUGUGUUGCCACGCGGACGAUCAUGAAUUGACCAAUGUCAUCUACAGCGUUUUCGAGAAGCAAUUCCUUAGGAUUCGCACCAAGCAAGCAUUUCAAAUCUUCGUCACCCAUUAUCCAUCCUCUGAGCCAACCAUAUUGGAAAUGAGAAAGCUCCUGACCAAUUCUAAACAGUUAAGGAAGAUAGUCGUCCUUUUUCUUCUGGAAUUUGAAGCACGAAUACUAAACCCUAGUGUCACGACGGUUGAUGCUUUAUUAGCAUACGUUAAAUGUGUUAAAGCCUUUCUAGCGCUAGAUCCGUCAGGAAAAUAUCUGCAUUCUAUAAGCUCCUUUGUGAGAUCUAGGUUUCAAGAACGAUCUGAUCUUGUCACGGUAUUGCUUUACGCCAUUAUGGAUCUGGGGUUCAGCGAGCUACUGGAAGGCCCACACGCUCAAGUAAAUGCGGCUUCGUUGGAGGCUCUGGCUGAGGAAUUCAAGAAAUCUGAGCUUGCCAUUGACUACGAUUUAUCAUUUGCCAGCGGGAAUAGGAAUGCCGUAGCGGACAAUGUAAGUGACGAAGGUUCCUUACCAUACGAGGAAGUUAUGGAGCAGUUUCUCUCUUGGACUCCAGAUUCCUCAAUAAUCCUACCCCACUCACCGGGCAAGCGAUUGUCGUCUCACGGACUUCUUGAUAUACUGUUGGAGUUAUUUGAAUCGAAGGAUUUUUUUAUUUCGGAGUUCUUAAAGUUACAAACCAAACGCUUGUUGUCUCUGAAGUAUUAUCGACUGGAUAAGAAUUGGUCAAACUGCCUCCAAAUCCUGAAGAAGAAACUAAGCAAUGGGACCUCAGCAACAAGUAUCGGUAUAACUCCGUCUGGGAACCCUAGUGAGAACGCACGUACCGAAGAUUACUCCAAUAUCAAUUAUAUUGACGUUAUGCUUUGGGAUGUGAAAUGUAGCCUGGAAGUUUGCCAACAAAUGCAUCAAGUAUCCGGCCUAGAUCCCAGAAUUUACCCCAAGUUCAUAUCUUACCUAUAUUGGAACUAUCAUUGGGACACAGGUCACUCUUUCGAACUACCACAAGGCCUGGAACAAGAACUUGAAAAAUAUUGCAAAGUUUACAGCGAGAUGAGACCUGGAAGGGCUUUAAAACUAUGCAGAGAUCGAGGUGUAGUGGAGCUGGAACUUGCGUUCCAAGAUGGGCGCAGGAAAUGUCUAGACGUGACACUAGAGCAGUAUGCAGUGAUUCAACAAUUUGACGCGGAUCAGAAGUCCCCAAAGCACACCGCUGAAGAUAUCAGUGCUAGAUUAAAAAUGGAGCCCUCAAAAGCAAAAAGCGUGUUGAGAUUCUGGGUAGAGAAAGGAAUCCUUCUCUUAGAAAAUGGCUAUUAUGUUAUACAGGAAUCUAAGCAAGGCGGAGAAUCCGAGACCCCUCAUAAUGUAGCCAGCGGUAGCGGCAGUUUGAGCUCACUAGCAGAGAGACCAGAUUCGACGAGAGAUCAAGAGAAUCAGGUGUCGAAUAUCUUGAAGAAUGUUUGGCCAUUCAUCCAGGGUAUGUUGAUGAACUUGGGCAGCUUAAAGGUGGAAAAGAUACACUCAUUUUUAAAAGCGACGGCACCCAAGGAGCUAGGAUACAGUGCCAUCACUCAGUCUCAUUUGGAUUUCUAUCUUAGCUUAUUAGUCGAAGAGGAAAGACUAGAAUGUACAAGCAACGGAUCCUACAAGCUUCGGAGCUGA
Molecule: messenger RNA, 2442 nt
Organism: Torulaspora globosa
Lineage: Eukaryota; Fungi; Ascomycota; Saccharomycetes; Saccharomycetales; Saccharomycetaceae
Gene: APC2
Product: anaphase promoting complex subunit 2
Exons: 1
Coding region: 1-2442 (813 amino acids)
Biological process (GO): ubiquitin-dependent protein catabolic process
Cellular component (GO): anaphase-promoting complex
Molecular function (GO): ubiquitin protein ligase binding
Source: RefSeq, a predicted model, not a curated record